AGAAAAUGCUGGCAAGCCCAUCCAGUACCGACGACAGCAGGUGCCAAGAAGACGACGACGGCAACGAUGGGCAUCCGUUCAACAACGAAGUACGAACGAAGCAAUAUACCAAGAACUGGAGCAGCCGGUUGCUCACGCGUAUGAAGAGCGUCGUCCUGUCGCCGUUUCUUGAAGUUGAGCUCGACAUGUCGACUCGGCUAGCGCAGUACAAGUCCGUCCUUGCCGCGUGCCUCGUGGACCGCAACGUGCAAAGCCACCAGUUUUCUAUGGAUCUCAUGCGAAUGGACAAGGAGUGGUCCGUGCGCGUCCGCAAGCUGGCGUGCCAUGGCACCUCUCGACAACUUGUAGAGCGCCAUCGGUUCCUCCACCAUCUCUUGGUCCAGGAAUUGCGCCUCGCCAUCGAAGUCGAAGCGUGUGUGAGUCAAAUCCUCGACACCCGAUGCUGCGAAUGCGAUGCCUUCAUGGAGCUUGCUACAUCGUGUCCACCCUCCGACGUCGAAGGAAUAGUGGACUUGUCGUUCUUUGCUCCACCGAGCCAGCUCAUUACGACCCAUCCCGAGUACAUCAGGCUACACUCGCGUCAGCAAUGCCUAGUCUCCGUCAUAGCGCAAGCCAGAGACGCCCUUCAGCGAGCUGCCCCAUCCCCACCACCCAUUUUAUCGUCGUCCCCAGAACCAUUGGCUAUGACAUCGUCCACAGCAGCUGACUUGUUGUGCAUUCUACGAGCCAUGGUGCUCGCAUACCCUCGCGAUGAUUUGCAUCCCCACGACGACUUUCCGCUGCUCUCAUUCCCGACUCCAGCAGCACACGCGUCGUUCUCCGUCCACCUUGAAUCGUUUCGCCGGGCUGUGUCAACCACCCAUUCGACCACAGGGCGAUUGGUGCGUCGCUGGCAUGUGAAACUUCGCCAAGACAUUGAGCGCAUUGUCGUCCAAGAAGAAGAGGAGGAAGUGUCGUCCAAUCACUCGACCGCACGCGAUGCCGCCUUCUUGGACGCAUCCUGUCCACUCAUUUCCCCCGCCCGGAUCAUCGUUCACUGCCCCACCACCCGCGCCAACCCUUUCGCCGCCGUGGCCAUCGACACGGCCCGCCUCCCAUCUCCCCAUGUCCUUGCCGCAUUUGAAUCGUUCCUUGCUCGCCGCAUCUACCACGACCUGAUGCUCCAUCAGCACCAACAACACAUGAAGAUUGAUCACGAAGUUAUGACGAGUAGUAGUAGUACCCUCGCCGCCAUGCUCCAUGUCGGUGUCCAUCAUGUCGUGUUUGCGAAUUUGGCGCCAUUGACAAGUGCCUAUGAAGACAACGCCGUGUUCAAGCACUUGGGCCACCUAAAGGGGCGACCCAAGGCGAGUGCAAUGCCACUUCUGCUGCGGCCAUUGGCGUCGUUGUCCGGCAACGACGACAUGGAGUGGACACCGGCGCUGCUGCCGCAAACGAUGCAUGCGCUCAUGUGUCUGUGCGCCGAAACGACCCCACUGGGCAUCCUUUCCAUCCUGAUGAUAGCCAUUCGAUGUCUCCAUGAAGAAGUGGCGCCGUACAUUCCAUCCAUGAACGCAGACGUGCUCAUUCCACUCCUGCUCCAAGUGUUUUGGAUGCAACUAGACGUGCUGCCGUCGAUCUACCGCCGACUCCAUGCCGCCGCCACGUUUUCCCAAGCCUACGUCCAUGACGGCGCCGAAGUCGUGUACUACCUCACGUGUAUGCAAGCAGCCGCGUCGCACAUUUACGCGUCGACGGUGGAAUCGUGCCAGCAUUGCAUCGCUGAACAUGACGUCUCGAUACAAUGGCGAGAUCUAGGAGCCCCCGACAUCGACUCAGUGGGGCCUAACAACGACAAGGAAGCCAUCGCCGAGCUAUCUGCAUGGCUCAAGCACCACUCCGUGGCCGACAGUACCAUCUCGAUUGUGUCGAAGGAGUCAUGGAUGCUGUGAUGCUCAGGCAUGGGUCCAUCUGCUAGAAGCGGUACGUCAAAGCUGGUGGUGGUAGGUCGAUAAUGCGUGGGCGGUGUCACAGUCGUCGUUCCAUCGAUCUUUCCAAAGAUAUCGCAGAAUCAAAACCAAAGAACGUCGAAACCGUUUUGAACGAUUAUUAAUUCGUGGAAUAUUGAAAAACAAUCGAAAAUUCAAC
This is a messenger RNA of Aphanomyces astaci, 2127 nucleotides long. RefSeq lists its product as hypothetical. The transcript has 2 exons. Lineage: Eukaryota; Oomycota; Saprolegniomycetes; Saprolegniales; Verrucalvaceae. The record is from RefSeq and is a predicted model, not a curated record. Bases 6 to 1931 code for a protein of 641 amino acids.